AUGAUUACAACUUGUGUUUAUUUUGUACUUUAUAUACUUUUGAUCACUUUAGUGAACGCUGAUGACGCGCUUUUCGGAAAGAAUAGUAAUAGUAUUGCCCAGUCGUUCGUUGUGAAUCGCACAGAUAAAGUGCUCAGUCUAUUACAGCAGGGAUCCCAAGCCUCCGGUAUUAUCUAUUUUGACCAGAAUCAGUGGGGUGGGUUUGCUAAUGUGUUUCAAGGCCUGCGUACAGCGGCCUUAUUAGCUUUGGUGACAGGAAUGAGACUCAAGAUUAAUUGGAUGUCUUAUUUUGAUCUUAUGGAUGAUAAAAUUCAUCCAUUAAAGGCCGGGGGGUUCAUUGAAUCAAUGAGAUGCCCCCUUUUAUCUCGUGUGGAUUCGCUUUACAUAAGGAAAGAUAUAUGCCAAAGAGUGUUAUUUACAGAAGAUGAUAUACAAAAAAUACUGUUGAAAUCCGAAAACCGACAGCGUCUAGUAUCACUAGGUCUUUUUGAGUCUCUUCCAACAGACAUUGAUGUUCGUAAACUACUUACGUAUACCUUCUUUGUGCCUAAGAGCAAUCUUGCUUCUUAUUCAAAAGAGUUUGUUCGAAAUUUGCACAAAUACCCGAGUAUUGGUGUUCAAAUUCGAACUGGAGGUUCGCUUGCCUCCGAUAAUGAAGAUAAUGUGUUCUUUUCCCCCUCUACUAUGUAUCGUGUGAUUGAUAUGAUCAACAAGGUUGUUACAGAGAAUUAUAUUUUUAACUAUAAUUUGUUUGUCUCCACUGAUUCACAGGAAGUCUUAACCGAACUCAAAUCCAUCUUUCCGCAGUUGAUACACACUUCCGAUGACUUUAAGAUCGGACACACAUCAAAUUUACGCAGUUCUGAUGGAUCGAAUCAUGGACAACGAGCGUUGAUCGACUUGAUGAUUUUAUCUAGUUGUGACUACUUAAUCUACACAGAGGAUAGUUCAUAUGGAAGACUUGCCUCGGUUCUAUCUCAUUCUGAAAAGACAUACUAUGUUAGUCACAAGUAG
Molecule: messenger RNA, 1014 nt
Organism: Blastocystis hominis
Lineage: Eukaryota; Bigyra; Opalinata; Blastocystidae
Exons: 3
Coding region: 1-1014 (337 amino acids)
Biological process (GO): oligosaccharide biosynthetic process
Molecular function (GO): hexosyltransferase activity
Source: RefSeq, a predicted model, not a curated record